Cladocopium goreaui is the source of this 1041-nucleotide messenger RNA. The record is from the annotation of a GenBank genome assembly. Lineage: Eukaryota; Dinophyceae; Suessiales; Symbiodiniaceae.
AUGGUGGAGACACUGCCUCUGGCUGAUAUUUUUGAAGCCCCUGUUCCAGCAUCGCCUCCAGUUCCAACCGUUGAGUCACCCUUUUCAUCAGCUACUGACAAGCGUGCGCAAUUUCAAAGCAUCAAGAAGGGGAAGGGAAAGGGUGAGGAGACCUUGGAAUUGGGUGCCACACCUAGCCCAGCUAAAGGAGAGUUGGACUCCAAGAAGGGCAGCGUCGAGAAGGAGAAGAUACCGGAUGAUUUCACUGAGGAUGAGGCCGAUGAUGACUUUGUCAAAAGGCAGGAGCAGCUCAAUCUACAGCCAGCUAAGCGAGGAAAAGGCAAAGGCCGUGGUAGGGGUCGAGGUUCAACAGCAACCAAACGGAGUGAUCAUGAUGACCCAGAGGUUGAGGUUCCCGAAAAGAAAAGAAAAAUCGCCACACCGCAGACCUUUUGGACCGAUGAUGUCUCUGAGGAGUGGGCUAGGUGCAAGGCUAUGUGGGACAAGGAAUGGCAGGAGGAGGAAGUGUGGGGUCAGGAAAGCUGGGGCCAAUCGUCUCAGGCUUUUGAUCACUAUGCGCACUUGGAUGGGCAGGUAUCCUUGCACUCACUGGUCGCUGCUGAAGGUGACGGAUGUUCAGGGGAGGGAAAGGCAAAGAAGGUUGAAAAGGCACCCAAGAAAAAAAACACGAAGAAAAAACAUAUUGAAGUCUUGGAGGAAAAGGCGGAUGAUUCAAGUGUUGAGAGUGAGGAGGAGACUUGUCACACAAACCAAAAGGAACAGGUCAAAGCCAUCGCCCAACAUAUCAAGGAUGUUCUUGCAUUGGGCAUUCGGGUCAAGAAGUUUGAGGAUCUGACAAAGCAAACCAAAGAUCGCCUGAGAGAACCUUUUCCCAACACGGAUGAGUGUCGUUACACCCCGUACUGGAACCGCCCAGCCUGUGGUUUCUACCUCAAGUCUGAAGGGAUGGAUGGGGGUUGCUUCUCCGUGCAAAGUGAACAUGGACCAUACCUUCAUCGACUUGUUGCUUCCAUGAAAGCAGCUCAAUUGAUGGCCACUUGA